This is a messenger RNA of Xiphophorus hellerii (green swordtail), 5889 nucleotides long. It is a transcript of the gene gpr27, whose product is annotated as G protein-coupled receptor 27. The record is from RefSeq and is a predicted model, not a curated record. Bases 1249 to 2364 code for a protein of 371 amino acids. Gene Ontology annotation, molecular function: G protein-coupled receptor activity. NCBI's taxonomy places the organism in Eukaryota, Metazoa, Chordata, Actinopteri, Cyprinodontiformes, Poeciliidae. The transcript has a single exon. Gene Ontology annotation, cellular component: plasma membrane. Gene Ontology annotation, biological process: G protein-coupled receptor signaling pathway.
UCACCCUCUUCAUGAGACUGUCUUGGGAAAACAGUGUCUACAGUCAGAAGCUUUUAAAGAUUUGCUCUACAGACUGCUACAAGAGAUCUUUCCUGCCAUCAGUUAUUUACAAUAACUCUAUGAAGAAAAUGAAUUAAUAUGAGUAACAACAACAUUUAAUUUCCCUUUGGAAUCAAUAAAGCAUUUUUGAAUUUUUAUUCAUAGAUUCCUGUGAUCAGUGUCACUGAUCUUACAACGCCUUUACAAUAAUUUAAGGCAUUAAAAACAAGAUUUAAUGAGUAACCCAUUUUAAAAAAUCCCUCAUGAACAUUGAUUCAGUGUCUCUCGAUACAAGUUAUGCAUUAUGUAAAUUAUAACUUACCUUGUUUUAUUUUUAAACCUUUUUUGGACUUGCCAUGUUCUGGAUGACUGAGAACAAGUAGAUAGAAAUAAAUAUCUGGGCAGUAUUACUUAAACUUAAGGCUCAAAGCACCAGGGUUUUCCUAGAAAAAUAUUCAGAUUUUAUUUCGUGGUUUUAAAGGCUGUACAUUAACGAUGGUAAGAAAGAAAUGCAUGCUGUCUUCUUUUCAAUCUACUGUCAGCUGCUAUGCUCUCUCUCUCCUCUGGUCUCAAUGUGUUAUGAGACAGAUAAUCUGUGGAAAAAUCAAGCUCUUCCGAUCACAGCAGACGCGCGUCCAGAUAUAGUGCAGACGCUGAUCCCGCUGCGCGCGCGCGAUGCUUCGUUAGAACCCUCUCCUCCCUCCCUUCGGUUCUACUACCUCUCCUUGAUUGCAGCAGGAAAAUGAAGCAACACAGAAACAUUUGCAGUUCAUUCGUGAUUCGAGCAGCAGGUUUAGGACGCUGCACGAGAGGCGAACCUCUGAGCUCCGACGCCAUUGGGUGGAGGGAAGCUGGGAUGCGCUUUCUGAGCAGAUUGUCGCCUGGCUGUGUGGACGCCCUCUGAAAAUGGUGUAUAAUAAUAAUCCCGGCGCAGGCAGGCCGCUUCUGCUCCAUGGCGAUGAGUGACGGAAGGGAAAAUUGGGCUUUUUCUUCUUACACCGGACGCUUCUGAGAUGAGGGAUAAAAAGAGGAGGAAGAAGAAAUUGGCGUUUGAUUUUUAGGUUCGGAUUACAGCACAUCGAGAUGGAUUCUAUUUAGGAGUAGGUUUAUAUUAUUAUUAUUGUUAUUAUUAUUUAUGAUUUCCAUUCAAACCCUUUUGGGUGGGGGCGAGCAGGAGCGAUGAUUUGAUGCGGGAGAUACGCAACAUUCAUGGCGAACACAACAGAGUUCGGGGAGAGCAGCGCAUCCUUCCACAGCUAUGCAUCCACGGCCUCUGCGGUCAAGCUGGCCUCCCUGGGGCUCAUCAUGGGCGCGAGUCUGCUGGGCAACGCGUCGCUGUCUCUGCUGCUGCUGAAGGACAGUUCACUGCACAAGGCUCCCUACUACUUCUUGCUGGACCUGUGUCUGGCCGACGUGCUGCGCUCGGCCGUCUGCUUCCCCUUUGUGAUGGCGUCUAUCGGAGCCGGUUCCGAUUGGCCGUAUGGCGCGCUCAGCUGCAAAAUUGUCGCCUUCAUGUCGGUGCUCUUCUGCUUCCACGUCGCCUUCCUGCUCUUCUGCGUCAGCGUCACCCGCUAUAUGGCGAUCGCCCAUCACCGCUUCUACUCCAAGCGCAUGAACCUGUGCACGUGCGUAGCGGUCAUCUGCAUGGUGUGGACCCUCUCCGUGGCCAUGGCCUUCCCGCCAGUGUUCGACGUGGGCACCUACAAGUUCGUGCCCGAGGAGGAGCAGUGCACGUUCGAGCACCGCUACGUCAAGUCCAACGACACUCUGGGCUUCAUGCUGAUGCUCGUGGUCAUCGUGGGCACCACACACGUGGUUUACGUGAAGAUGCUGUGCUUCGUUUACGACCACCGCAAGAUGAAGCCAGCCCAACUGGUGCCGGCCAUCAGCCAAAACUGGACCUUCCAUGGGCCCGGAGCCACUGGGCAAGCUGCAGCCAAUUGGAUCGCUGGCUUCGGGCGUGGGCCGACGCCGCCCACGCUGGUGGGCAUCCGGCAGGCGUCGCACCCUGGCAAUAGGAGGCUGCUGGUGCUGGACGAGUUUAAGACGGAGAAGCGCAUCGGGAAGAUGUACUUCCUGAUCACGCUGGCCUUCCUCGUUCUGUGGGCGCCUUACAUUAGCGCAUGCUACUUGAGGAUAUUCGUGCGCGGGGCUCCCAUCCCGGAGCUCCACCUGACAGCCGCGGUGUGGAUGAGCUUCGCCCAGGCGGGGGCCAACCCCAUCAUCAGCUUCAUGUUCAAUAAGGAGCUGCGGGUUAGACUCAGAGCCUGCUUUUCCUGCUGCCUGGGAACACAGACACCCAUGGAGCCAUACUGCAUCAUAUGAACCCUCUAGGCCCCGCUCCCCAAAUAUACAGCCAAAGACUGACAUUUAUGCACUGUAAAAACUGCUGACUCAAAAUGAACCGGAUGUGUGUAAGUUUGCUCAAACAGGGACCUUGUUUGGGUUAUUUAACCAGCUUACACUGAUAAAAACAAACUGGUAGGGUUUAACUAAUCAAAGUGGUCUGUAUACAUUUUAUUUGGGAAGAUUUUAAUCUAAAGUCUAUAAGUUUCAUACGUAAAAUACAAAUAAAUUUAAUUCUACAAGUUUUGAACAUGCUUAAAAAUUCUCUCAGAUAAAUAAGGUUCAUGUUGGUAAGCUGUCUUUUUACUCCCAAGUUAAAAAGAAAGGGUUUGUAAUUAUGACACCAUGUUAUUAAUAUGAAAUAGGUACAUAACAGGAGUGUGACAACUUUAUGGGAAAACCACAAUUUUUUGUUAAUGUUUACAAAAUGCACUUGAAAGAAUCUGAUCAGUGUAGAAAAGUCCAAUCCAGGUUUGAUAACUCCAGUUAUUUGAGACUUUUGUCAAAAUAGUGGAUUCUAACAGUGAAAAAGUUUGAAAAUGUUUCCUUUUGUUUUUUCACCGAUGUGACAUUUUUACAAAUGUCCAACGGGUCAGGUUCAGAUUUCACCUUUCUACAUAUUUUAGGGCUUUUUCUCACUUAUAUUUUCUUAAGUUUUGUCCAAAUCAGUUGAGUUUCUUUGCUUGUGACUUUCUCCUUUUGUUCAGUUUCUCCGUGAAAGUGAAAAGUGAAAACCAGUCUGAUUAUUGGUCAGUUGUGUCUGAAAUGUAAACACAGGAAGCAUAUUCUGUGUGCUGAGCUUAUAGAGAAUACAGAUAAUUUAAUCCUAUUAGUAGUGUGUUUCUGGGUAUUUCAGAAAAAUCAAGGCCCUGAUUUUUUGGGGGCAGCCCAAAGAUUUUUCUUUUUAAAAAAUACAUGCUUUGCAAACAUUGCACUUGAUACAAAACUCACAAACUGCUACCAGGGGAGUUGUACUAAUGUUUUUGGAGUUUUUAUUAAUAUAAACAAUAUUCACUUGUUUGAAAAGGGGAUUUAGUAGAUUUCUUUGGAAACAGCAUGAAAAUAUUGGCAGGGGAUGUAUUAAACCGACCAUGCAUCAAUCCAAACCUGCUCAUUUGUAGGACUAUGUAUUAAUGUUCUGUAAUUUGCAUUAGUGAAACAAUUUUUCUGUUGUGAAUAGAUCACCAAAACUGGCUCCAGCCCAGGGCCCACAUCCUUGUAAAUCCAGCCCUGUCUACAAAAUAAUUUUGAGAAGACAUCUUGAAAAUUGCAUACAGUUCUAUGCUUUAUGAAAAAAAAAAUGUUUAGCCAAUUUUUAUUACUCUUACACAUCACACACAGUGUGCAGCUCAAACCUGGCUAUGGGAAGCUGUUUGACUCAAAUUUGCAGUGUACACCUGAUAUCCAUGUUGAGAUCGGAUCACAUUCAGACCAUAAAUUAACUGUUCUGGAGUUCAUUUGAAACAGUACUGAGAGCGCCUCCUCUAAAACAGUCCUGGUACGGUUGUUUCAUUGUCAACAACAUGUUCACGUCUACCCAGACAAACUCCACAGGGUGGAAAGAACCAUAGUUUGUCUUAGAUGAAGUUCGUCUUAACUGGUAUGAAAACACCCUUAAAUUUAGAAUCACAAGCACACAAAUUAAGUUCAGGUUCCUUAAAAACCUUUUACUUUUAGGACUAAUAGAAAGCUCUGAAGGAGAUGCUAGUUUUUACAUUGUGAAUUAUUGUUUGCCAGAGUCGGUAUUCUCACAAUUUUUACAAAUCAAUUUUAUUUUGUUUGUCGCUAUAACAAAAUCUGACUGUUUAAGCACGUUGGCUUGAAAUUUGUUUACAUGCAAAAUGGAAGUGGUAAGAGGUAUAAUAUGAAUGAUAGUCACAACAUGUAGGUAAGAAUUAUUAAAUGAAGCAAAUUGUCCCACAGUCCAUGGAUAACAAAAUGAAUAAACAAAACCAAGAAUAUGUCACAAUCUGACCAAAUGAAAUAACAGAAUUAAAAAAUGACAUUAAAAUUUUGCUUCUAUAUACUGACUUGGUUCUCAAUCAAAGUAUGAAUCUUGUACUUAGCUAGCAUUAGCUUGCAGCAACUACUUAGCAGCUAAAAGGUUAAUGUUAGCUUAAGGAAACAAACUAGAUCUCUAGUGCGACACACCAACCACACAGUUGGUUGGUGUGUCAAUAACCCGCCAACCAACUGAAAUUAAUAUUAUUAUACCAUGUAACUUUACCAUCUUAACAUUUUUUAUUUCAUGCUGGAGAUGAAGCUCGGUGACAUCUCAUUAGGUCGUUCAAAAUGUACAAAAUGGUGAAGAAUGAUGCUGUUCAUUCUGCUCUCUUUGCCAACACAAACAGUGGGUUUUUGGAGUUUUUUGCCUGAUGUUUGAUUUUAAAAAACUACUCAAGUUUUGUCCCAGCAGCAUAAAACCAACAUCUGAAUAAUAAAAAAAAUAACCCAGCAGUUCUUGUGUGUGUAGCUUAGCUGUUAUAGAACGUGCUCUCAAUAUGCCCUAAACACAGGAAAGGAUGGACUGUGAAAAUGAUGGGGAAGGCAAACUCACUUUUAGUUUUGAUACAUUUUUAUUUUUGGCCAAACCUUUUACUCAUAUUAAUCCUAAAACGUUUAUUAUACUGUAUACUAACCCUACACUUUAACUUUAAAAUUCAGCUUAGCAAUGAAGGUAGCAACAAAGGACCUGUAUGACGCAACAUUAUGUCGAAGGACACCAUGAGAUAAUUAGAAUUUUCUGCAUGUAGACUAGGUGAUGUUUCAGGACAAGUGUUCCUUGGCUGGAUUUUGAUUUGCUCCACAAUAACACAUGCCACUGUCUUUAGGCUACAUUCUGAAAUGAUUUCCCAUGACUUGAAACAAGUUGGCUCAAUGUUUCAAGUCAUUGAGCCAACUUCUCAAGAGCCUAGGAGAUGCUAACAGUUGUAAUUUAAUGUUAUUUAUUUUUUCUUUUCUGUCCCUUGUGGACUUUGUAAUGUUUUUGAAAAUAGAGGAACAAGCAAUAUUAAUUUUUUCAGCGGUUAAUACAAAUCUACAGAGUUUUUAAGAUAGUUUUAAAAAGUUAUCUGCUACAACUUGAGGGCAGCUCUGUGGCGCCAACUUUGUCAUCCGUGACAGAUUUUAUUUUACAUUUGAAUACCCAACAUAAGAUGUAGAGCUCGUUUUUUUGUGAAUGAAUGCAAUACCAAUAACUGCUGUAAAUACUGUAAAUCCCUGUCACCAUUUUUUUCUAACUUUAUUUCAAGCUGUUAGUUUAAAUAUGUUGUAUAUUCCAUCAUCUAAUCUUUGUGUAGAGCAAAGUUUUCAAACUCGCUUUGAAAAUACUUAGCAAACUCUUUCAUCAGUUGCAUCAAGAGACUGGUUGAUUUACACUGGUUGCAAUCGGACACACACUCCAGUCAGAGUCUCUUUUUCCAUGGAUGUGUCUGGGACUCUGAACAAUUUGGUGCUUUGAAAACAACUUUGCAUUUCCUAGCAAAUAAAUAGAAAAUAUACAAU